This is a messenger RNA of Fundulus heteroclitus (mummichog), 2020 nucleotides long. Its product is annotated as flocculation protein FLO11. The record is from RefSeq and is a predicted model, not a curated record. The coding region runs from base 86 to 1102 and encodes 338 amino acids. Lineage: Eukaryota; Metazoa; Chordata; Actinopteri; Cyprinodontiformes; Fundulidae. The transcript has 10 exons.
AUCACUUCUGAGUACGGAGCUGUACCUUUAUUCAUUUUUCUGGACUUUUGGACUCCAUUGGCUGUCGCUAUCAAAAGAGCACACAAUGUUGUCAACUUAUUUAUUUUUCAUUGAGUUGGUUUUGACCUCCGUUGUGGCAAAUUACACGAUGGGACCCAUCCAGGAUUUCAACAGUCCAGAAGCCGGCGAUGCUACAACUUUCCCCACUGAAACCCCUUCAACCCCCAACAUCAGCCCCACAAACAUCUCGCCAAUCCUAAGUACCACUGAAAGCAGCUAUCAAUCCAAUGAAAGCACAAGCAUCGCACUUACGCCAGCAAACGGCAUCGGGAUCAGUAAUGGCAGUUCUGAAGGUGUCAAUGUCUCUACAACUACUGUGUCCACACCCUCAACAACAGCCGCCCCCCUCACAGCAAAAACCACCACUACGUCUAGGACAAUGGAGAAUACGAUACCUACCCCAAAGAGUUCAACUGGGGGAAGCAAUAUUGGGAUCAUCAUUCUGGUAUUAAUCCUGCUUAUAAUCCUUGGAUUUGGAAUCGCUUGCUGUGUUGCAAAGAAAAGAGGAAGACGUUACUCUGUGGAUUUUGCCCCCAGACCCGAUGAAAACGUCCCUCUGAGCAUUGUAGAUCCUGAACUCGUUGUUGAGUCUUCACCUCAGAACGGUCUCAAAUCCUUUCAGAGCACAGAAACAGAGUCACAAGGGCCAGAAGUUACACCCGAAACACAGGAAGAGAAGAAAGAAGAGGCGGCCGUAUCUGCUGCUGCACCCAGCGCUGAGGCUGCAGCUCCACCUGAGGCUCCGUCCGAGGCUCCAGCAGCAGCUCCGGCAGAAGCUGCCGCUGGAGCUCCUCCACCUCCGGACAGCUCAGAAGAGAAACCGAAGUCGGACGAUGCCAAGCAGAGUUCCUCUGCACCCGUGGAGCCUGUUGUGGAAGAAAAAACUGAUGAUGAAGGGGCGGCCUCCACCAAGACUUCGGUGGAGUCUCUGAAGGAGACAAACGAGAACAACAACAACAACAACAACUUUGGCUUCAGUCAGAAUGGAGAACGGCAGAGGAGCAGCACUCUGUGGGACGUCCGUGUCAACUGUCCGGUGUGAGACACGUAUCCCUGCUGUCCCUCAGAGACGAGGUUGCAGAAGAAGCCAGAGUGACUGCAGAGGAUAUGGACACUUCAGCCAAGACUCUGCAGAAAAUCCAGGUCACUGAUGACUCUGGGUUUGAUAGAUAGUGUAUUUUUUAAGUUAGAUUUCAUUAUUAUGUUUAGCUUCUGAAAGCCUGAUUCACAAGAGCUAAUCUGUGUCCGUUUGUAGCGGCUAUUGUUGCACUAUAUUUAUCUCUGGUUUUGAUUUAGAAGGAACACACUGUAUCUGGUGAUCCUUUGAUAAAUAAUGUUUCCCCCUAAAUGCAUUAAGGAAAAAAAGCACAGAAAGAAGCUGUUCAGUCCAGUGGAGCACGUGAAGUUUUCCAUUAGUUGCAUCAAAUUUACAAUUAAAUCAGGAUAGUUAAUCUCUGCUUCUACCAGAAUAGGGUCUAAACACUUUUAUUACGUCCCUGAAUCCAGUUAAUCUGUCACUAACGGGCCUCUGCAGAACUUCAUGACGUGUUGGGAAGCUAAUUCAACCAUUUAAACUAUUUAAACGUGUGAAGGUUGCAGGCUCCUUGUGUUUCAUAAAUAAAUAAAAAAAAAACUGGACAGUCUUUUAGUGAAUCACACCCCAAAUUCAUACAUAAUUUUUUUUAAAGCCAGUUAUCUCAUGAUUAACUUUAUUUUAAUUUUGACUCAGACAUAUAUUCUGACCUCUGUAGGUGGUUUGUAUAAUUAACAUUUCCAACAAGUUCCCAUUCACAUACAGAUGUGUGUUGUAUGUGUGCCAAAGCCAUUUAGAGCCUUUUUUAAAUAAAAUUAUGAGAAAGUGGGGACUGCUGUUAAAAGUGCGUUUGCAAUAUUUCGAUUCUUUUUUUGAUAAUAGGAUGUAUAUGUCAAUUUCAGUUUAAUAUGACUAAUAAAUGCCUCU